Messenger RNA from Branchiostoma belcheri (Belcher's lancelet), 2302 nucleotides. RefSeq names its product parkin coregulated gene protein homolog. The record is from RefSeq and is a predicted model, not a curated record. Gene Ontology annotation, cellular component: cytosol; neuron projection; vesicle. NCBI's taxonomy places the organism in Eukaryota, Metazoa, Chordata, Leptocardii, Amphioxiformes, Branchiostomatidae. The coding region runs from base 151 to 849 and encodes 232 amino acids. The transcript has 5 exons. Gene Ontology annotation, molecular function: Hsp90 protein binding; Hsp70 protein binding.
CAUGCGACAACAUAAACCUUGUCAGAUUGAUUACAUCUGCCAGUCGAUCCACAAGCGUUCAGACGAGUAGAAGUACCGCCGACUUUCCUCCGGAUUUUCCCCCAAUAAUCGAAGAGAGAAGAUUUUCUCUGAUUCCUCCGCCAACGGGAAAUGUCUUCUGAGGUUCUGAUCAAGGGAAGCAGGAUGGAAACCGAAGGAUUCACCACCAAAUCUCGGUUGAGGAACGCGAAGGUACUGGCUCCACCAAAUGCAGGAGCAUUCAAGGAAAGACCAGCGAAACCUACUGCCUUCAGGAAGUUUUACGAGAGGGGAGACUUUCCAAUCGCUCUCGAGCACGACACAAAAGGCAACAAGAUUGCAUGGAAGGUUGAAAUAGAGAAGCUUGACUACCACCACUACCUGCCCCUUUUCUUCGAUGGCCUGUGCGAAACGACACACCCCUACGAGUUCUUCGCGAGGCAAGGCGUCCACGACAUGCUGGAACAUGGCGGCUCCAAAAUCCUCCCAGUCAUCCCGCAGCUAAUCAUCCCUAUCAAAAAUGCGCUAAACACAAGGAACAGACAGGUGGUGUGUACGACGCUGAAGGUCCUGCAGCACCUGGUGGUGUCGGGUGAGAUGGUGGGAGAGGCGCUGGUCCCGUACUACAGACAGAUCCUGCCCAUCCUCAACAUCUUCAAAAACAUGAACUUGAACUCUGGAGACGGCAUCGACUACAGCCAACAGAAGCGGGAAAACAUCGGAGACCUGAUCCAGGAGACGCUAGAGGCCUUCGAGCGGCACGGCGGGGAGGAUGCCUUCAUCAACAUCAAGUACAUGGUCCCCACGUACGAGUCCUGCAUGCUGAACUAAAGUCCCGCUCACACAGUCCUGCUGUUGACACUGGUGUAGAUUAAGUCCUGUACAAGCUUCUGUUCAUUUCCUGGUAGAGACAAUUGGGAGAAAAGUGAGAGAUGAGGUCAUGACAAAUGGAAUUGACUAACUUCUGUUUGUCAGAUGAUGCUUUGACAGCACUGAGUUUCACCACCAAGUCUCACACUUUUGUCGCUAUCUCGUGUUCUUUAAGAAGAUAGAUGCAAUUCUCACAAUUCAUACCUCAAAUGGGGAUAGACCUUGUGUAUCCUGUACCAAAAGUUGUCUUUUCUCAGCUCUAUUAUAGUUUAUUACUUUAUUCCAAUUUCAGCUACCCUACAAGUCUACAAGACUUACAGUAUACAUCUCCUUCAGAUCAAUGAAACUUGUUGAACCCAUCAGUAGAAUGCAUGUAUUUUAGCUGCUUGAUUACAAAAUCUGUGCUGAAAUGAAAUGUCUUCUCAAAGAGUCAGCAGUGAACUAUGGAUUAGAAUUCUACAUGCAACUUUUCGUCUAUAGAUGGAAAAGUAGAAUAUGAUCAUAUUAAAGUGAAUUCAGACAGCACACCCAGAGUCAUCCGUAUAUCUUUAGCCUAAGCUCAUGUAUAAUAUUGCUGAUGCCUCAUAUGUGUCAAAAGUAGAGCCUUGCACAAGACUAUGUCAAACAUGUAGAAAAGUCUAACUGCUCUCUCAACAUAUGUACUAUUUUUGAUGUCAUCUUAUUUGUGUAGUGUCUCCAGACUAUGAUCAAAGAGGUUUAAAAGAGACUUUCUCUUUUUACCCUCAUUGUAACCUGAAUGUUAAGACAUCAUGACAAAUGACCAAUCGCUACAUUUUGACAGACUUUUGAAAAUGACAGUCAGCUGAAAAUAUAUCGGUGUUUGUCUGAUCUAAUUCUGGAUUUCUCUCGAUAAAGUUCAGAAGUCGACUUCUCACCAUCAGAUGUGUGUGAAAGUGCGGCCGAGCAAAUUUGCUCAUGUCCGCAUAUUUGUUCAGCACAGUAGCGUGGCAACUCAGCACUCCCAGCACACAAACGACUUAACAAAUGGUUAUGCCACAUUUUUUAUUCACUCUACUGGCCCGGCUGAAGGGAAAAAAAGUUGUCAUGUAUAUUCCAGAAACAUUCCGAUUUCAUUAGUAGAGUAUUUGAAUACUGUGUGUUUUAUCCAAGACAUAGGUGGUGCAACGUAUAUGUUGACUGAAUGUGAAAGUGUAUAAAGAUACUGUCUAAUGUGUAAAUACGCCUUCUAGUUGACCGUUUGGAUUUGCCUAAGCAAGUGGGAUAUUCCUGUGUACAUUAGGGAUGGGGUCUUUCUCUCGUUAACUACCAUUUCACUGAUUAGAGUGUUUGAAAUUCACACCACAACGGCAAGCUAGCGACAUAUAGUUUUGUGCUUUUCUUUGUACUGCUGCAUUGUAUGUAAUUUUGAAUAAAGGCCAUUACUGGUACAAUA